UUAAAAUCAAUUAUAAAGCAUGGAGACUAAAGAGAUUUAGCAGACUUUCUGAAGUUUGGGGCUUUUUCUUUUUCCUUGUGGGUUUUAUGAUAAAUUUCUAAUUUUGAGGAGAAAGCAAACUUUUGUCUAUUCUUUUGAGGUUGGUUAAGUGGAACCCUUUUAAUAGUCUCAGGUGAGACUCAAUAAUUGAAUUCCUGAAUUCUUAGUUUCUUGUUUCAAAUCUUUGGUUUAACUUUGAGUGGAAAUGUUGAGGAAUAGAUCUAAAGCAGUGAGCAGCAAACAAGGUCUCAUUGGUCCUCCAAGAUUCUUCAAUGGAUUUUCUACAAAAACUAUGUUUGAUUCAGAAAGUUUAAUCAGCCCAAAAUCAAUUCUUGAUUCCCAAAUUUCAUCAAGUUUUCACAACCCAUUUGGUUAUGACAAAAACCUGUCAAAACCCACAAAUUUUAUUCCUGAAAUCAGCAAUAAAUUGAAGUUAGAGGGGAUUGGGGUUGCCCUAAUUGACUCCAUCAAUUAUCAAGAAAAUGAUGAAGAUGUUUCUAAGCCAAUUAGCAGAAUGAUUAUGUUUGGAACAAACCUUCAUGUAAAAAUUCCUUCUGAUCAUCAUAUUCAUCCCUCAGCACCUUCUCCAUCUGAAUCCCUCACUUCUCCAGCUGAUUUCGGAAUCAAAGCUCCAGUUUUAUGCCCGUUCUCGCUACCUUCUCCUGCUGAAUCGCCUAAAUCUGUAACUGGAUUUCGAAUCAAGAGGCAAUAUUCUCCAGUUUUAGGUCCACCUCCCCCACAUUCUGCAGCUGAAUCGCCAAAAUCUCCAGUGGAUUUUGGAAUCAAGACUCGAAAUUCUUCAUUUUCAAGUCCAAAUUCAGGCAUUGAGGCCAAUAAUUCACCCCAAAAGGCUUUUACUAAGCAACUUUCAUUCGAAGAAAUGGAACUUUCUGAGGACUAUACUUGUGUAAUCACUCGUGGGCCUAAUCCAAAAACCACUCAUAUAUUUGAUAACUCUAUCAUCGAAAGCUGCUGUGGUGGUGUUAAAUUGUCUGAAAAUAAAACAAAAAAUGUGUUUUCAAGAAAUUGUUCACACUCUCCGUCAAUGGAUUUCCUUAGUUUCUGUUAUACUUGCAAAGUCAGUCUUGGACCAGACAAAGACACUUACAUGUACAGGGGUGAGAAAGCGUUCUGCAGCCAUGAAUGCCGGUGCCAAGAAAUGUGUUCUGAAGGAAUGAAGAAUUCAGAGCUGGAUUUUGCAUUUUAGAACCUUUUUUUUUUUUUUGGUCAUUCUCCCCCCUCUUUUUCCAGAUGAAUAUAGCAUUUUCUAAGAGACUUAUGUGAAGAAAUUCCAAUGUUCCCAAUCCUGAUUAAGACCAAAGGGAGGAUGACUUGAGCCAGGGAUCAAAAUUUCUAGAAUCAAUGGGAACUUUUGUUGUAUCUAUUAUAUGUACAAAAGAAGCAGAAACAAUGUUCUAUGAAAAAUUUAUGGUUUAUUUAAUCUA
This is a messenger RNA of Olea europaea var. sylvestris, 1484 nucleotides long. Its product is annotated as protein MARD1-like. The transcript is spliced from 2 exons. Lineage: Eukaryota; Viridiplantae; Streptophyta; Magnoliopsida; Lamiales; Oleaceae. Bases 245 to 1246 code for a protein of 333 amino acids. The record is from RefSeq and is a predicted model, not a curated record.